CCUGUAGUCCGAGGCCCUGCACCGGGGUCAAACGCGCCUCCGGUCUCCACGUAACCGUUCAAGCAUCCCUCCUUCCCAGGACACACUCAAAGCGUCAGAGCGGUCCGCUCUUCUCAAGUCCUAUUGGCUCAAGUCCAUGCGUCUCAGGGCACUGCGGGGUGAGAGGCGGAAAAAGGCCUUCCCAGGCGCGAGAAGAUGACGUCACAGUAGCCCGGCCGGGCGCCGAGGUUUCCUUAGGGCUCUCUGCCCGGUAACAGGCAUCGAACGGUGCCAACUGAAGACGCCCUCCGUCAGCGACGCCGUCGCAAUGGCCAUUUGUCAAUUCUUCCUUCAAGGCCGGUGCCGCUUUGGAGAUCGGUGCUGGAACGAACAUCCCGGUGCUAGGGGUGUAGGAGUAGGACGGCAGCAACCGCAGCAGCAGCCUUCAGGUAAUAAUAGACGUGGAUGGAAUACAACUAGCCAGAGAUAUUCCAAUGUCAUCCAGCCAUCCAGUUUCUCCAAAUCCACACCAUGGGGGGGCAGCAGAGAUCAAGAAAAGCCAUAUUUCAGUUCUUUUGAUUCUGGAGCUUCAACUAACAGGAAGGCAGGCUUUGGAUUGUCUGAGAACCCAUUUGCUUCACUUAGUCCUGAUGAGCAGAAAGAUGAAAAGAAAUUUCUGGAAGGAAUUGUAAAAGAUAUGGAGGUUUGGGAAUCAUCAGGGCAGUGGAUGUUUUCUGUUUAUUCACCAGUGAAAAAGAAACCUAAUAUUUCAGGUUUUACAGACAUUUCACCAGAGGAAUUGAGGCUUGAAUACCAUAACUUCUUAACCAGCAAUAACUUACAGAGUUAUCUAAAUUCUGUCCAACGUUUAAUAAAUCAAUGGAGGAACAGGGUAAAUGAACUGAAAAGUCUAAAUAUAUCAACUAAAGUAGCUUUGCUCUCUGAUGUAAAGGAUGGAGUAAAUCAAGCAGCACCUGCAUUUGGAUUUGGCAGUAGUCAAGCAGCAACAUUUAUGUCGCCAGGCUUUCCAGUCAAUAACAGCAGCAGUGAUAAUGCUCAGAACUUUAGUUUUAAAACAAACUCUGGAUUUGCCGCUGCCUCUUCUGGAAGCCCUGCUGGUUUUGGGAGUUCCCCAGCAUUUGGAGCUGCAGCCUCUACCAGUUCAGGUAUCUCUACUUCUGCUCCAGCUUUUGGAUUUGGGAAGCCUGAAGUCACAUCGGCUGCAUCAUUUUCAUUCAAAAGCCCUGCAGCUUCCAGUUUUGGAUCACCUGGAUUUUCAGGACUUCCAACUUCCUUGGCAACAGGUCCUGUCAGAGCUCCAGUGGCCCCAGCCUUUGGAGGUGGCAGUUCUGUGGCUGGUUUUGGUAGUCCGGGCUCACAUUCUCACACUGCUUUUUCUAAGCCAUCCAGUGACACUUUUGGAAAUAGCAGCAUAUCCACUUCUCUGUCAGCCUCAAGCAGCAUCAUUGCAACAGAUAAUGUGUUAUUCACACCCAGAGAUAAACUAACAGUAGAAGAACUGGAACAAUUUCAAUCCAAGAAAUUUACUCUGGGAAAAAUUCCAUUAAAGCCUCCACCUCUGGAACUUCUAAAUAUUUAAAAGGGCAAUUUUAAAUACAAAAAAGAAUGAUGUUUAAAAUUGCUUUGAGUGAUUCAUAUAGAGAUGUAUAUAUGCAUACAUGUAUAUAUUCAUAAGGAAUAUAAGCUUCCAUUAAUAGUGAUUUUAAAUUUGAUUUUUUUCUUAACUCUAAAUAUUUAAGUAAAAAGUAACAAAAACUCUGCAAGCAAGGGAAUUUUUUUGUACUGUGAUUUUGAAUGGAACUGAAAAAUUGUGCACGAAUAAAGUACUUUUCUCAUGCCA
Molecule: messenger RNA, 1840 nt
Organism: Gorilla gorilla gorilla (western lowland gorilla)
Lineage: Eukaryota; Metazoa; Chordata; Mammalia; Primates; Hominidae
Gene: NUP42
Product: nucleoporin 42
Exons: 7
Coding region: 308-1579 (423 amino acids)
Molecular function (GO): metal ion binding
Source: RefSeq, a predicted model, not a curated record